Messenger RNA from Bradysia coprophila, 1918 nucleotides. Its product is annotated as putative fatty acyl-CoA reductase CG5065. Gene Ontology annotation, cellular component: peroxisome. The record is from RefSeq and is a predicted model, not a curated record. Lineage: Eukaryota; Metazoa; Arthropoda; Insecta; Diptera; Sciaridae. Gene Ontology annotation, molecular function: alcohol-forming very long-chain fatty acyl-CoA reductase (NADP+) activity. Gene Ontology annotation, biological process: long-chain fatty-acyl-CoA metabolic process.
UUCAGUUUGUUUUUAUCUUCGUGAGAUUAUAUGUGCAAUAUAUGCAUUUGAAAAGUGCAUCUAGAUUCAGCAUUAUAAGUUGAUUUUAAGGAAAGUAAAUUUUGAUUAAAUUUCUAUUUUCAUAUCAGUGAAUUCAAAUGUUAUCGCAAACAAUGAAUUUGUAGAAAGUAAGGAUAUCUCAGAACAAUUUAUUAGAAACGAGUCAUACCUAUAGGAUUCGAGGAAUCGAGCAACAUACUUGCAAUGAUGGAUCCAAACGAAAUGGCUUUAUCAAAAAUGUAUGUGGACCCCAACAACAACAUCAGCAAUCCCUUCGACACAAAUCGUUUGAUGAUAAAAGGCUUCUACAAAAAUGCCUGCGUACUGGUUACAGGAGGAACGGGAUUUCUCGGAAAAGUUUUGAUCGAAAAGCUUUUGCGCACAUGCGAGGACAUACAGUGUGUGUACGUAUUGGUUCGAUCGAAGCGCGGUUUGAGCAGCGAAAAACGAUACGCUGACCUAAUAAAAAAUCCAAUCUUCGAUCGGAUACGAUCAAGCAAUCCAAAUCAGUUGAAUAAACUGGUGUGUGUGGCUGGCGAUAUAGCGCAACCUUUGAUUGGUCUAACAGAUGCGGACGUAACAAAACUAACCGGAACUGUGAAUAUUGUUUUCCAUUCAGCAGCAACGGUGCGGUUUGAUCAGAAAUUGAAGGAUGCUGCUAACAUGAACACACUGGGCAGUAAACGUUUGUGGGACUUGUGCGAGAGAAUGACCCAAUUAAAAAGCAUUAUCCAUGUAUCGACCGCAUACACUAAUCCCUGCAAAGAACACGUCGAAGAAACGGUAUAUCCCCCAAAAGUACCUUUCGACACCGAUUCGUUCAUAAAAUGUGUGAAUGUUUUGCCGAGUGAGGUUGUCAAUUCAAUCGCAGUCAGCCUACAGGGUUCCCAUCCCAACACCUACACUCUGACUAAAUCAAUUGCCGAACAAAUUGCCGCUGAUUACCAUCAUCGCCUGCCAAUUUGUAUCGUUCGACCGUCUAUUGUAACAGCCGCUUUGCAUGAACCGUUUCCUGGCUGGGUGGAUAAUAUCAAUGGUAUCACCGGUAUAAUGAUGGAAAUUUCGCGUGGAACAAUAACGAGUAUUAUGUGCAACAAAAACCUGGUAAUGGAUCUGAUUCCAGUUGAUAUCGUUUGCAAUACCAUGAUCGCAGCGGCAUGGAUGAAUUACUUUAAACCAUCGAACUCCAUUCGUGUGUACAAUUGUACAUCGGGCGAAUUAAAUCCGGUGAUAUGGCAGGACUAUGGCUUAGCGACACUGAAAUAUGCCCGAAAGAAUCCAACAAAGUAUGUGAUGCUCUAUCCGAACUUUUCUUAUCGCACCAACCGUAUCGUCCACACAUUCUUCGAAUGGUUUUAUCAUUUUCUGCCGGCGCUUCUGUUUGAUGUCUUACUGCGGCUAAAGGGCACAAAGCCAUUUCUACUGAAAAUUGCUAAGAGAUAUAAAGCUGCCGCUGACACGGGUGAAUUUUUUGCCAUGCAUGAAUGGAAAUUCGAAACGACAAAUAUGCGAGAACUGAUAUCUGAAAUAGACGGUGCAACGGAUGGCCGUGACUUCAAUUGUGACAUACGUGUCAUGAACUGGGAUUCAUACAUCGAAAAUUACAUGUUUGGCAUCAGAAAAUAUGUGCUGAAAGAUGGACUGGAGAGUAUGGUAGCCGCACGGAAGGCAUUGAAAAGAUUGUACGUCGCUAAAUGGUUAAUGCAUCUCGGUUUCAUUGGUAUUGUUCUAUGGUUAUAUUGGGGACUGUUCUCAUAACCUUUGGAUCGUUGGGCCGAUUUUGAAGAAAAAUUAUUUGAAGAAAUUAUAUCUACUGCUACCCCCUGUUUACUAUAAGAACAAAACGUUAAUUGCACAAUAAAUACGGAACUGAAACUGA